GUUCAAAACGGAAGAUCGUCAUCGAUUCAUUUCGUCAUCAACACGCGACUUUCGAGCACGCAGUCGAGUGUUUUCUUGCGAACAGACAAGAUAAAGGAAGAUGCCUGCUCAGAAGGAAGAGGAGGACAGGAGGUCGACAACUCAGGAGGAAGAGGAGGACAGAAGGUCGACAACUCAGGACGAAGAGGAGGACAGAAAGUCGACAACUGAAGAGGAAGACGAGGACAGGAAGCAGACUGUUGAGGAGGAAGAGGAGGACAUGAAGCAGACUGUUGAGGAGGAAGAGGAGGACAUGAAGCAGACUGUUGAGGAGGAAGAGGAGGACACAACAAUCAGAGAUGAUGGCGAUGCAGUAGAAAUAAGGCAGAAAAAGAGAAUUCUUAAAGGGGCAGCACUGACUUCUUCCUCAGACAGGAAGUGUGUUCCAGGGAUUUUGUACCUGGGUCACAUUCCUCCGAGAUUCCGGCCUAAACACCUGAGGAACCUGAUGUCCGUCUACGGCGAGAUUGGACGUGUUUUCCUGCAACCCGAAGAUGGCGAGGUCAAGAAGCGGAAGAGGAAGGCCGGGUCAAGGAGGUGCGACUUCACCGAGGGCUGGGUUGAGUUUCGGGACAAACGCGUGGCCAAGCGAGUGGCGGCGUCCCUCCACAACACUCCCAUGGCCACAAGGAAACGCCAGACAUUCACAUCAGACCUGUGGUGCAUAAAGUACCUGCACAGGUUCCAGUGGACACACCUGAGCGAGCGUCUGGCCUAUGAGCAGAUGGUUCUAAAGCAGCGCCUGCGGACUGAAGUGUCGCAGGCCAAGAGGGAGACCAACUUCUACCUGGACGCCGUGGACAAGAGUGCUCACAUGGACAAAGUGAGGAAGAGAAAGAAGGACGACACACAGCAGGUGGAGGAGCGCACCUGGGACUUCACACAGCGGCAAACGGAGGAGGAGAUCCAGAAGAAGAAGAAGAAACGAAAAGACGCAAUUAGCCAGAAGCAGCAGGACAAGGACCGCCUCCACCAGCAAAAGAGCCAAUCAAAUGUCUCCUUGCUGGCAAAGAUUUUUAACAGCCAACAGCCUUAGCAUCUUUCUGUACAAUAUAUAUUCCUGUCGGUUUGACUUACACAGGCUUUUAUUUUGAAGAGCAGUGGACUAUAUGAAGCUCCUGUAGGGGGCAACAGUGAGUUUGCGACAUAAAGGCAUGUGUCGUCAGAUUAUGUUGCUGGAAGGACAAUAAUAUAUUUCUCUUGGCUGUAAAGAUACAAAGUGUAGGGAAAAUUAAUUAAUUGUUUUUUAACCCUUGUGUAAUGUUCAUAUUGUUACUCAGCCAGCGUUUGUAGGUCUAAUGGACCUGUUGCAUUUUUUGGCUUUUAAUGCCUCACAAUCAAACACUUUUAUGUUAAAAUACUGAACAUAUAUUUAUCUGUUUAGUUUCUUAACAUAAAAGUGUUUGAUAGUGAGGCAUUAAAGGCCGCAAAAUGCAAAGGGUCCAUCAGAAGUCCCAAACGCUUUUAUGUUAAAUUACUGAACAGAUGUUUACCUUAUCCCAAUAAACAUCUGUUCAGUAUUUUAACAUAAAAGUGUUUGAUUGUGAGGCAUUAAAAGCCACAAAAUGCAACCGGUUCAUCAGAACCCCCCCAAACCCUGGCUGAGUAACAACAAUCUGAAUUUUGCACGGAAAAUCUCUCUGCCAAAUUUUGCAUCCCACAGGGAUUAUUCUUUUGUGUUUCUGCACCUGCGGUUCCCAGGCAAGGGUGCAACAUUGUUUGUCAACACGGUCUGCUCUCAUUUUCUCGCACAUUUUGACCCUCUGAUAUUCUGUGUACCUACACUCUGUCCUCCUCCUGUCUAGGCCGUGUGUGUGUGUGUGUGUGUGUGUGUGUGUGUGUGUGUUACACAGGAUGUCAAUUUUCACACUAUAUGUAAUAGAAAUGUGUGGAGGGGGGGUAUGGUUUCUGGUCAUUAAAUAUGUUCUUCACAGAAAA
Molecule: messenger RNA, 1977 nt
Organism: Nerophis ophidion (straightnose pipefish)
Lineage: Eukaryota; Metazoa; Chordata; Actinopteri; Syngnathiformes; Syngnathidae
Product: activator of basal transcription 1-like
Exons: 5
Coding region: 101-1075 (324 amino acids)
Biological process (GO): endonucleolytic cleavage in 5'-ETS of tricistronic rRNA transcript (SSU-rRNA, 5.8S rRNA, LSU-rRNA); small-subunit processome assembly; endonucleolytic cleavage in ITS1 to separate SSU-rRNA from 5.8S rRNA and LSU-rRNA from tricistronic rRNA transcript (SSU-rRNA, 5.8S rRNA, LSU-rRNA)
Cellular component (GO): nucleolus
Molecular function (GO): RNA binding
Source: RefSeq, a predicted model, not a curated record